Molecule: messenger RNA, 240 nt
Organism: Penicillium mononematosum
Lineage: Eukaryota; Fungi; Ascomycota; Eurotiomycetes; Eurotiales; Aspergillaceae
Exons: 2
Coding region: 1-240 (79 amino acids)
Source: RefSeq, a predicted model, not a curated record
AUGGCAUCAACGUAUUCGAUUCCAUCGGAGGUGCAGGUCCUGUCAUCCAUGAAUGGUGAGACUCUCCGCAUCGCCAACAUUGGCCACGUUCAAAAUGAGCUUCGGACUAUCUACGAUCUUGCUCCCCACCGUGUCAUCACCCUUGACCUUAAUGCUAAGCAUACUGCCGAAGCCUUGGUUGAAGGAUCCUCAGCCUGUGUGUGGGUUGGAUGGGAUUCUGAAACCGGCCACAUAACCUAG